Messenger RNA from Dictyostelium discoideum AX4, 2820 nucleotides. RefSeq lists its product as hypothetical. The coding region runs from base 1 to 2820 and encodes 939 amino acids. The transcript has a single exon. Lineage: Eukaryota; Evosea; Eumycetozoa; Dictyosteliales; Dictyosteliaceae. The record is from RefSeq and is a predicted model, not a curated record.
AUGGAUGAUCCAUUUCGUUAUAAAAAAAAAUUAAAGAUUGAAAAUAAUAAUAAUCAUAAUAAUAAUUAUGACAUUGAAAAAUUAUUUUUUUCUGUUUUUAGAAAUAAAUAUAUAAAAAAUUUAAUAUUCACAAGUUUAAAAUCAGAAUUUAGAAAUGGGAUUUAUAGAUAUGAAGAAAUUGUUAGAGUAGGAUGGAUGAUAAAAAAUGGUUAUACAGAAUUAUUAAAAUGUAAAGUUAUCAGAGGUGAACAAUUAAUAUUCAGUAGUAAUUCACCAGAAGAUGAUCAGCAAACCGAUUCAAACUCGAGAGGUGAUUUAAAUAAAACUUAUUUACCUAUAAAUUUAUCAAGAGAUAAAUUAGAUGCUAAAAAAUUUAAAAAAAUAAGAGUUUAUUAUAAAUCAUCAAUUUUCAAUGUUUUCAAAGAUGAUGAAGAAUUUUUUAAAAAUUUAUUUAAAAAUUAUAAAUUAUAUUUUCAAUUGCCACCAUUGUCAACAGAAAUUAAUGAUGAUGGUAUUAAAAAUAAAAAAUUAAAAUCAUUAAGAGAAAUUAAAUAUUUAUCAUUGGUUUAUGAUAAUGUUGCAUCGAUGAAAGUAAUUAAUGAAUAUUAUUAUUAUUCAAAUGGUAAAAAAUUAUCAUUUAACUUUUUUAAAAAUGCUAUUGCAAUUGGGUCAUUAAAAGUUGCACAAUAUAUUUUCAAUCAAUUAUUUAAAUCAAAUGAUGAUAUUACAGAAUCGCAAUUAAAUAGUAUAUGGUUUGAAACUGUAUUUUCACCUGAAAAUAUUUAUUUCACUAAAGAUAAUAAUAACUUUAAUGAAAAGAUUGAAUUUUUAAUUGAAAAGAUUAAAAUACCACAAUUUAUCAACGAAACACCAAAUGAAUCAUUAAAUUCAAAAAAUACAAAACUUUGUAUUCAACUUUAUGCAUUCUCUUAUCCUUUAUCUUCAAUUAUAGAUUUAUGUAAAACAAUUUUAAGGUUAAAUAAUUUAAAUUGUUUUAGUGAUUCAUAUAAACCAAAAUUAAAGUCAAUUUUGAAUGACGACAACAAUAGUAGUAAUAAAAAUAAUAAUAAUAAUGAUAAUAAUAAUAAUAAUAAUAAUAAUAAUAAUAAUAAUAAUAAUAAUAAUAAUAAUAAUAAUAAUAAUAAUAAUAAUGAUAAUAAAAAUAAUGAUAAUAAAAAUAAUAAUAAUAAUAAUAAUAAUAAUAAUAAUAAUAAUAAUAAUAAUAAUAAUAAUAAUAAUAAUAAAAAUAACAAUCCAUUUAUAUUACCUUCAAAGAAUGAUCAAAUGAAAAAUAAUCAAAACCAAGUAAUAAAAUAUAUAAAUGAAAUUAAAAGUUUUAAAAGUUUUAAAAAUCAAAAUGAACUAAAUGAAAUUUCAAAAUCAUUUACAAAACAAGAGUUAUCAACAACAAUUGGUGAAUUCAACCCAAAUGAUGAAAGAGUUAAAUCAAUUUAUGAAAUGGCAAUAAUACACAUUUUUAAAAAAGAAAGUAUAAUUGAAAAUUUUUUAUUUCAUAAAUUUAAAUACAAUAGCAAAAUGAUAUCAAAUGAAGAUUUAAAAUCACAACCUAGUUCAUGUCUUCAUCCAAAUAUGUUUGGUAUAUUUUAUCCUGAAAAAUUUUCUUCUUUUGGUAGAAUUGAAUACAAACAUCCAUUUCAAGAAGUACAAACUGGUAAAUUUUCAGAUAGUAAAUUUCGUUUUGUUAAAAAUCAAAAAGAAUUAAUUCAUCAAUAUUAUAAAGAUGCAAUCGAACAAAUUCCAGCUAUUUAUUCUGAAUCAAUUCCAAAUAUUAAAAUCGACUUAAUUAAAGAGGUCAUAUUAUCAGAUGAUAUCGAGUUGGUUAAGAUGGCAUUUGAGAGUCUUCCGCCAAUUUGUAAUACAUCAGUGAUUGAAUCAAUUAAAUCACCAUUGAUGUUUGAUUAUAUUAAAAAUCAACUUGAAAAACUUUCUGGACCAACUGUAAUUGAAAAAUCAUUUUGUUUUGGUCAAAUAAUUUCAAAUUAUAAAAUUGCAAACCAUUUUAAAAAUAAUUAUUAUCAACAAUAUACAUUAUUAUCUAGUCAAAAAAAUAUUUCAAUUUUAAAAUGUGAUAUUAAUUUUAUGAUUGAAAAUUUUAAUGAUUUCAAAAAUAAUAUUAAUUUAAAAAAAUAUAUUGACCAACAAUUUACAAGAAAACCAUAUAAAGAAAUUCAAGUAUCAACUUUAAACAAACUAAUAGAUUGUAUUGAAAAUAGUAAAAUUGAAAGUUUAAGAUAUAUUUAUCUAGAAGUUGAAAACAAAUAUCAUAUUUUAAAAAAUUAUCCCCAUAAAAUUAAAACUGAUGAUAAUGAAGGAUUAUUUACUUGCUAUUAUUUAAAUGGUCAAUUUGAUAAAAUGAAAGAAAUGAUAUUUUCAAACAAUGGAUAUAAUAGAUAUGGAAAUUUUGUUGAGAUUAAAACAGUUUUGGAAAUCGUUAAAAAAAAUGAUAUAUCAACAAUUGAAUUUUUAAUAAAUUCAAGACAACAACAACUAAAUGAACAAACACGACCAUAUGGACCUUUCUUUGAAUUAAUUGCAGUAACUAAAAAUGCUGCUCGAAUUUAUGGAAACCUUAAUAUUUAUAAAAAAUAUAAAGAUGAAAUUGCAACAAUCGGUUUUGAAGGUAUAUUCGAGACUUCUUUUCAAUAUGGAUAUAUUGACUUUAUUGAUUUUAUAAUUAAAGACUUAAAUUUUAAACCAAAUCUAGAAAUAUUUGAAGAAACUUUAAAAAACCAAUCAUCAUCUAAUAAUUAUACAUUAAUAUCUUACUUUGAAAAAGUAUUUGGAAAAGAAUUCAACUAA